Capsicum annuum is the source of this 1092-nucleotide messenger RNA. RefSeq names its product J domain-containing protein spf31. The record is from RefSeq and is a predicted model, not a curated record. NCBI's taxonomy places the organism in Eukaryota, Viridiplantae, Streptophyta, Magnoliopsida, Solanales, Solanaceae. The transcript is spliced from 9 exons. The coding region runs from base 112 to 885 and encodes 257 amino acids.
ACAUUAGACCAGCCCAUACUGGGCCCAAAGCUCAAAGCCCAAUUUCUGAACCGUAAAACGGGAUCUUCUUCAAUCGGAACUCCCCCUCCCCAAAAAAAAACUCCGUUUACAAUGGGAGACAACAGCAGCGAUACGAUGCCGUCGCCGGCGAAAAUCGCGGCACAGGAAGAUGCACUUCUUAAACAAUUCUUCGCUGAGGUCAGUGAAGUUGAACGCGAUAACGAAGUUAAUAGGAUCCUUUCAUGCUUCAAGUUGAAUCCGUUUGACUAUCUUAACCUGUCGUUUGAUUCAUCCAUUGAUGAAGUCAAGAGGCAAUAUCGUAAGUUAUCUUUGCUAGUUCACCCUGACAAGUGCAAGCAUCCACAAGCAAAGGAGGCAUUUGGCGCUUUAGCAAAAGCUCAGCAGUUAUUGCUUGAUCCACAGGAGAGGGAUUAUAUUCUGAACCAGGUCAAUGCAGCGAAAGAAGAGCUGAGAGCAAAGUGGAAGAAGCAGCUUAAGAAAGAUACGGCUAGUAAAUUGAAAUCAUUAGUUACUGAGGGAAAAUUCGACCAAGAGCAUGAGCAAUCAGAAGAAUUCCAGCAUCAGCUGAAGUUGAAGGUUAAAGAAAUAUUGACGGACCAAGAAUGGAGGAGGAGAAAAAUGGCAAUGAGGAUAUCAGAAGAGGAAGGUCGUUUGAAGAAAGAUGAGGAAGAAACAAAAGAGAUGUGGAAAAGGAAGCGUGAGCAUGAGGAGCAGUGGGAAGGAACUAGAGAAAAGAGGGUGUCCAGUUGGAGAGAUUUCAUGAAAGGAGGAAAGAAGGUUAAGAAGGGAGAAAUUCGGCCUCCGAAGUUGAAAACAGAAGAUCCCAAUAAAUCUUACGUUCAAAGACCUGUGAAACGAGGUUAAACACAUGUACUCAAAUUAGUUUUGUUUCAGUGAGUUUAAAGCUUUAAUUGGCUGUGAAGUGCAAGCUUCAAACCUGUAUCAAUUUGCAUCUGUAGCACACUUAAAUUAUUCUGCAGCAAAGUAUAUCUAGAUGUAUAUUGAGUCUAACUAGCACAUAUAGAAGGAGCCCUUGGUAUUCUUUUCUGCUCUUUAGUUAUUGCAUUUGAC